CCAUCAACACUUCGCCCUUGUCUCCGCCUUCUGAGAUUUCCUCGUCCCUCCUAUACGCUCCCUUUACCCCCUUUCCGACCUUCGCAGUCUUAUUGAAGCGCUCAUUUGUCGACAAUGGUCCGAAAUAUUUGCGUCAUUGGUGGUACCUCCCACCCACACUUGACUCAGCAGAUUUGCAGCGUUCUGGGGAUACCCCCUGCGGACGUCCUUCUCUCGAAGUUCGCUGUGGGCGAAACCAGAGUCGAAGUCAAGGAGUCGGUCCGUGGGAAAGAUGUCUACAUUAUCCAAUCGGGCGGUGGAAAGGUCAAUGACAUGUUGCUGGAACUGCUUAUUACCAUUUCCGCUUGCAAAACCGCAUCCGCUAACCGUGUGACUGCGGUUCUCCCAUUGUUCCCUUACUCCCGUCAGAGCGAUAUUCCCUACAACAAAUCCGGGGCUCCCCUCGCCAAAGCUCCGCCUGCUGGCAAGCCAGGCUCCAGCAAUGGCUUCACCUUCGAGAGUACCCCACCAACCCCACUCCCCGGUGGCAAUGGGACAAACAACGCUGAAAGUUUGCAAAAGGGCCUUGCCAAAGCUCAAUUAGAGGAGCUCAAUAACAAGCGCCCCGGAUACAGGCAAUGGGUUGCGCAGGCGGGUACCUUGGUCGCGGACCUGCUUACUUGCGCUGGAGCAGAUCACAUCAUCACCAUGGACCUACAUGAUCCUCAGUACCAGGGAUUCUUCGACAUUCCCGUUGACAACCUGUACGGGAGACCGCUUCUCAAGAGCUACAUUGCGCAGAACAUUCCCAACUACAAGCAAGCCGUCAUUGUCAGUCCGGAUGCGGGUGGCGCCAAGCGCGCUACUGCGAUCGCAGACUCGAUGGGUAUUGACUUUGCUUUGAUUCAUAAGGAACGCCGCCCAACAAAGAUCACAGACCGCCAAAAUGCGACCAUGAUGCUUGUCGGCGACGUACGGGAUCGCACAGCUAUCCUCGUCGACGACCUCGCAGACACCUCCAACACCAUCACCCGCGCCGCCAAGCUCGUCAAGAAGGAAGGCGCCGCUCAAGUCAUCGCCCUGAUCACGCACGGAAUCCUGAGCGGAGAUGCCAUUGACCGCAUCAACGCCAGCGCCCUCGAUAAGGUUGUCGUGACCAACAGCGUCGACCAAUCAGAACACUUGCGCCGAUGCCCCAAGCUGGAAGUUCUGGAAGUUGGUCAUGUUUUUGCCGAGGCCAUUCGCCGUGUUCACCACGGUGAGAGUAUCAGUGUACUCUUCCAGUACGAUUGAUUUGAUUUAAUUUAUUUCGAUUCGAUAUACCGGUGAUCUUUUGCGAAUGAAUGAUUUGGAACGAUUUAUUUUCGGUUUUGGCAAACAAAAAGCAAAAAUACUCUUUUAAUGAUUUAAAGGUCAUAUAUGAAGACAACAGGAAACAGAAAAUCUUUUUGACAUAGAUUAAGAUCAUGUUCAAACUAUUCUGGCAUAGCUUGCUAUCUGAUUUGGUUAACGCUAUGAAUGAAAACAAUUGACUAUCUAGCAAAACAGUCUAGAAUUUCAAUCUAAGCCAUCGAACGAUAUUUCAAAAGA
Messenger RNA from Aspergillus ruber CBS 135680, 1569 nucleotides. RefSeq names its product ribose phosphate diphosphokinase subunit PRS5. Gene Ontology annotation, biological process: 5-phosphoribose 1-diphosphate biosynthetic process; purine nucleotide biosynthetic process. The coding region runs from base 115 to 1272 and encodes 385 amino acids. NCBI's taxonomy places the organism in Eukaryota, Fungi, Ascomycota, Eurotiomycetes, Eurotiales, Aspergillaceae. Gene Ontology annotation, molecular function: magnesium ion binding; ribose phosphate diphosphokinase activity. The record is from RefSeq and is a predicted model, not a curated record. Gene Ontology annotation, cellular component: ribose phosphate diphosphokinase complex; cytoplasm. The transcript has 4 exons.